Sciurus carolinensis (gray squirrel) is the source of this 3016-nucleotide messenger RNA. It is a transcript of the gene Polr3e, whose product is annotated as RNA polymerase III subunit E. The record is from RefSeq and is a predicted model, not a curated record. Gene Ontology annotation, cellular component: nucleus; RNA polymerase III complex. Gene Ontology annotation, biological process: DNA-templated transcription. Bases 173 to 2305 code for a protein of 710 amino acids. Lineage: Eukaryota; Metazoa; Chordata; Mammalia; Rodentia; Sciuridae. The transcript is spliced from 21 exons.
CCCCCACGUGUCGGCCGGAGUUUCACCACCAGCAACAUGGCCGCUCCCUGACCCGAGAGCCCGGCCGCCGCCGCCUUUGCAGCCCGCGGGUACCUGGGCGGUUGCCGCCGUCCGCGCGUGGCCCCGGCGGAGAGAUCGAGUCCAAGGACUGCGUGGCUGGCUCCCCCCUAGUAUGGCCAAUGAAGAGGAUGACCCAGUGGUUCAGGAGAUCGAUGUGUACUUGGCCAAAAGUCUCGCAGAGAAGCUCUAUCUGUUUCAGUACCCCGUGCGUCCAGCCUCGAUGACCUACGAUGACAGUCCACAUCUCUCAGCCAAGAUCAAGCCCAAACAGCAGAAGGUAGAGCUUGAGAUGGCCAUCGACACCCUGAAUCCCAACUAUUGCCGCAGCAAAGGAGAGCAGAUCGCGUUGAACGUGGAUGGCGCCUGUGCCGACGAGACCAGCACGUACUCCUCGAAGCUGAUGGACAAGCAGACCUUCUGCUCUUCCCAGACCACCAGUAACACAUCCCGCUACGCAGCUGCGCUCUACAGGCAAGGUGAGCUCCACCUGACACCUUUACAUGGCAUCCUACAGCUGCGGCCCAGCUUCUCCUACCUGGAUAAGGCAGACGCCAAGCACCGGGAGAGGGAGGCGGCCAAUGAGGCUGGGGACUCUUCACAGGAUGAGGCAGAAGAAGAUGUUAAGCAGAUCACGGUAAGAUUCUCCCGGCCGGAGUCGGAGCAGGCCCGCCAGCGCCGCGUGCAGUCCUACGAGUUCCUGCAGAAGAAGCAGGCGGAGGAGCCCUGGGUCCACCUGCACUACCAUGGCCUGAGGGACAGCCGCUCCGAGCACGAGCGCCAGUACCUGCUGUGCCAGGGUUCCAGUGGGGUGGAGAACACCGAGCUCGUCAAGUCACCCAGCGAGUACCUGAUGAUGCUGAUGCCACCCAGCCAGGAGGAGGAGAAAGACAAGCCCGUGGCCCCCAGCAAUGUCCUGUCCAUGGCCCAGCUGCGCACACUGCCCCUGGCUGACCAAAUUAAGAUCCUGAUGAAGAAUGUGAAGGUCAUGCCUUUUGCCAACUUGAUGAGCCUCCUGGGCCCCUCUGUGGACUCCGUGGCUGUUCUGCGUGGCAUCCAGAAGGUGGCGAUGUUAGUCCAAGGAAACUGGGUGGUGAAGAGUGACAUCCUGUACCCCAAGGACUCAUCGAGCCCUCACAGCGGCGUGCCGGCCGAGGUGCUCUGUAGGGGCCGAGACUUUGUUAUGUGGAAGUUCACACAGAGCCGUUGGGUGGUAAGGAAAGAGGUGGCGGCAGUGACCAAACUCUGCGCCGAGGACGUGAAGGACUUUCUGGAACACAUGGCCGUAGUGAGGAUCAACAAAGGCUGGGAGUUCAUUCUGCCCUACGAUGGGGAGUUCAUCAAGAAGCAUCCAGAUGUGGUUCAGCGGCAGCACAUGCUGUGGACGGGCAUCCAGGCCAAAUUAGAAAAAGUCUAUAAUCUUGUAAAGGAAACCAUGCCAAAGAAGUCGGAUGGACAAUCAGGACCUGCAGGGCUGGUCUCUGGGGACCAGCGGGUCCAAGUAGCCAAAACCAAGGCCCAGCAGAACCAUGCCUUCCUGGAGCGGGAGCUGCAGAGGCGGAAGGAGCAGAUGCGGGUGUCCACGGUUCUGCCCGCUGUGCAGAUCAAGGAGGAGCCCCUGAGUGAGGAGGGAGAGGACGACGAGCAGGAAGCAGAGGACGAGGAGGAACCCAUGGACACUUCACCCAGUGGUGGCCUCAACAGUAGGCUGGCCAAUGGGCUGCCUGCUGGGCGGGCAGCAGGCGGGGACAGCUUUAAUGGGCACCCGCUCCCAGGCUGUGCCAGCACCCCUGUGGCCCGGGAACUGAGAGCCUUCGUGGAGUCCACCUUUCAGAGACAGUUUGUCCUCACGCUGAGUGAACUCAAGCGCCUCUUCAACCUGCACCUGGCCAGCCUGCCCCCGGGCCACACGCUCUUCAGUGGCAUCUCGGAUCGCAUGCUGCAGGACACGGUGCUGGCCGCUGGCUGCAAGCAGAUACUGGUGCCUUUUCCCCCACAGACUGCUGCUUCCCCGGAUGAGCAGAAGGUGUUUGCCCUCUGGGAGUCUGGAGACAUAAGCGAUCAGCAUCGACAGGUUUUGCUUGAAAUUUUUUCCAAAAAUUACCGGGUACGCCGGAACAUGAUCCAGUCUCGGCUGACUCAAGAGUGUGGAGAAGAUCUAAGCAAACAGGAGGUGGAUAAAGUGCUAAAGGACUGCUGUGUAAGCUAUGGUGGCAUGUGGUACCUUAAAGGGACAGUACAGUCUUGACAAUAGUCGGAAACCACUGACCCAACGAAUCCAAACUGAAGGAAGGAUGGCGGAGCUGGAAGUCGUCUCAACCUGCCUCAGAAGAUGCAGAGCAAGAGGCACUGCCCAUCUCAUGCCUACGGCGUGGUCCACUGGACAGAGGGGUGUGGUCCAGCUUGAAUGGGAGCGCUCCCAGCAGGGACCAGCCGGGCCGCCUUUGCAGUAGUUUGAAAUUCCUGAUGUAUUUUGCUUAUUUGGUUUCAUUCUCAUAAUAAAGAGAGUGUAUACUGACGUGGGCAGGAUGAUGAAAAUCAUGGUUUAUAUUUUCCUUUUUAAACUUAAUGCCAACAAAGUCAAAGUUAUGUUUACAAGAUGAAGAAAACCUCAAGGUCUAUAUAAUAUUUAAAAUGCCUAGAGGCCAAAAUUUAGUCUUAGAUUAUCUAUCUGCUAAGACUUCUGCCAAUUUCAUUAAACCACACUGAAUUGUUUUACUGUUGGGUUUCUGUGGCCACUUUACAACAACCUACUUUAUGUAGCAGUCUCAACUGUUUACAUGAACCAUAGCAAAAAAAUCAGAAUCAAAUCCAUCUUCUCUUAAGGUUUGUUUGCAUUUUUAUGCAAACUAAACCAGGUAAGUAUGAAACAAUGUGUAAGUGAGGUUAUCACACUUUGAUGUAAAAAAAAAUUUAUAUUUUGUGUAUUUUUAAAAUAAAUGCUAACACUAAACUGGUA